GUUGGCAGAGACGUUGCCUCUGCAGUUGGCUGCACUUUCAGAAUUGGCGGCCGCUGCAUGACAGCGGUACGUUACUAACCUCACUUUUAGAAAUUUGUUGUUUUUCUUUCAAAUGCGAGUUAACUAAACAGCAACAAAAUGGGAGAAGUACUUUUAACAAAAUCGGAAGAUUUGUGGAAUCCAUACAAAGAUUUAAAAGGCAUUGUUUGGAAACAUUUAAACGAAAUUGGGGAUGAUUUACCACAUUUAGAGCUAGAAAACACGCUGAGGAAACACAAGCAGAGCUUUUUCUCGCUGCUGGAAAACCCUGCCAAAAAUGCUAAAAGUCGCGAAGAAUUAAAAAAGGGAAUGGUGGAUGGCAUUACAGUGAAAGGAAUAGGCCACCAAAUUCUUUCAAAAGAGUUAUAUCAGGAGGCAAUAAUUCUCUCAGAUAUGUUCAAUAUAAACGAAUUUGUCGCGUUAGAUUUACUAUGCACCGCGCAAAUACAAAUGCCGUAUUAUCCCUCAUUACCCAGAGGCCUUGUUGCUGUUUUAUUGUAUUAUGACGGUCGUAAGGCUUUAGUGUCUACUUUGUUAUAUUUGGUUCAGGCUAGAAGUGGUGUGCAAUGGUCGGCUAAAGUAAAACCAGACUUGGAGCGCUUCAUCACUGACUACACUGAUCAAUUGAUGGAGGGGGGGCUGUUUAACAGAAUCUUUGAUUUGUUGAAAUCUUUGGAUUUGAGUAGGGAAAUCGAUUUGCUGCAGCAAAAUUUGGCGCUUGGUGGGCCAAAACACAGGCGUCAAGUCACAGAUUUGUUUUUGGAUAUCAGAAACACACUGGCUGAUGUGGUGUUUUCCUGGUCGGCACAAUCUGGUUUGCCUAAAGAUGCCACUGUCGCUCUUGUUAACCACUUAAGGGAUGCUAAAAUAGAACAGGAAGCUUCAGGCAAAAUUGACGAUGUGAACUUAUACCUCUUAAUGGCCCUUUUAUAUGCCCUUGACUUGAGCAUAUUGCACACAAGAGAAGAUGGGGAAGAAGCAGUGCAAAGCUUACCCAUUUUGUCUGAUCAAAACUACAUUUCAGCUGUUAUAAAUGAGUUUACCAACAAGCCCAGAUGGGCUAACGAGGGCCUGGAGAGUGUGUCAACCUUCUGCCUGUCAGUUUGCUUGGCCUCAUUGAAAGUUGUCCCGAACAACUUUGUCUUUCAAGAUGCCAUCAAUAGAGAGGAGUCUUUUGUUGAUUUGGCCAUUGAGAUGAAUUGUUUUGAGUUUAUGUAUAAUAAUUUGUUGGAGUGUGAUACGUUGUAUAAAGAACCGUUUUUGUACAAGAGGAUGCAUAAUUUGAUGUCAGAUUUUAUUGUCUAUAUGUACUCAAAGAUUAAGGAACUGAGGCUGAAGGCCGACGAAAUUGCUAGAACUAUGCAGCUGAACUACUGGAGCCCCAUCGAAAUCAACCCGGCCAGCCAGUCGUACUCGUACCGAGCGCCCCCUCGCGCCGUCUCGCUGUUCAAGUUCGUGCGCCUGGCCGGCGACAUGCUGCCCAUGUCUCUGUUCGUGCCCUACCUGUCGAUGCUGAGCGGCCUGUCUUCCUGCCAGCAGACGGCCAGGCACUGUUUCAACAUGCUGAAGCAGGUGGGAAGUCAGCUGUCGCAGACGCUGUCUUGGGAUCACUUUUUCCUGUCGUUCGCUCAGUACUACACCAACUUGAGACAGGAGGCGCCGCCUGUCGCCGAUACGGUGUACCGCAACAGGGUUACAGCUGCCGCAUUUCAUAAAGACGAAUUCUCGCGACUCGCUCUGUGCGAGCACCCGGGCUGGUCGCCUCUAACGGUUCUACUGGGUCUAGUCAGUUGCUCCGUACCGAUACCGCUAAAAGCGGACCUGUUACUGACCCUUGUGGCACUCUCGAAGUCCUCGGAGAACGCGUUCCAAACCUGGGACAACCUGGAGUCCUCGCAAAUACUGAUGACGGUACCUACGACGUCAAGUUACGCGCCGAGAGGCAUUCAGACCGAGUUGGACGAAAUCGAGUCGAGAAUGGAAGAAUACCCGCUUACUAGGGCGUUAUUGAAGUUAUUAGAUUGUUUGACUGAUUUUGGAAUACCUAGGACUCUAGGGGCAGGUCCGAGGCAACCCGGAUUCGAUCCUUACCUGUCGUUCAUUGUGAACUCGGUUUUCUUGAAGUUCCCCUCAAGGUCAUACAGAAACAACUCCGAAAAGUGGCAAGUCGCUCAACUAUGCUUGAAGCUGUUUGAAAAGUUUUUAGCAACGUACGAUCCGAAGAUAUCGGAUUUCCCGGCGAAUGGAGCCACCAAAGAGUUCAGUUCGCCGCCGGGUUUUCACCUGAUGCUGCAACUGAACACGAAAUCCGAACUUUUGAACGUUAUCUUGGACAUAAUAGACGAAGGCAACCGUCUAUUCGACACGUACGUUUCCUUCCAAGGCGAGACGCUGGUGAAAGAUUGCACUCUGAGCUCCCUGAACAUCCUGCACAGGGUUUUGAUGCUGCAGCCGAAAUUUUUCUCGCUGCUGGCGUCCUCGUCAUCGUCGUCGAUUAUACUGACGAGCAUCGGCAAGUUGCUGCUGACCAUCAACAGAAGAAGUGGCAAACCGGAUCACUGCGUCAACGUAGCUAAAUACGUGAGCUAUCAGUUGUACAUGCCGUUGCAUACUCAGGUGGCGGUGAAAAUUUUGGCUCACAUCACCAGCUCGCCAGUGGCUCACAAUCAGUUCGUCAACAUACUUUUGUCCAGCGAGGAAAGCAAAAAAACCGUCAAAACCGGUUUCGUCGAGUGUCUCGAUUCUCCUGGCGAGGACAACACGGAAGUGAUUUUUACGACGAAAAUCGAGAUAUUGAAGUUGUUGAAGCAAUGUCUGUCGUUCAACGCGCCCAAUUUCACCCACUACUUGCUCGGUUUCGAUUUGAAACGGGACAUAUCCAAAACCGAGUUCCAAUUUCCCGGCGUUCUAGACUUCCCUAGAUCGUGCCUUCACUCCAUCAUAUCCAAUCUGGAAAACUACAACAGCAUCCGGCAAAAUAUCGCCGAAUCCCACGCAUCCACUCUUCUGGAAUCCGCGUAUCACAUGCUUUACCUAUUGGCAGCCAACGGUAAAACCUCCGGACCUGUACUGAGAUUCGUGCGUCUCAACAAGACCUUCUACAAAGACCAUCUAAGAGAAACGCACAAAAACAUCGACAGCGGAAUACACGAGCUAAAUCAGUUCUCCUGGCUGAUGAAGAUGCUCGCCAUUGAACUUAAAGUGUCCGGCACCACGAAACAAGUAACAUACUUGAAACAAUUGGCGGCGUUUUUGGUUAACAUACCCUCGGAACAGGUAACAAACCAGGACAUGUUUUCUUUGCUGCAAAAAUCCGACAACAAGUUCAUUACAUCCUCGGUUGAGGAGAUGAAGAUGACGAACUUCAUGACGGAUUUGAUACGGCGAUUCGAGUACAAAAGCACCACGAUAGACGAGCCCAGUUGGGAGUUCUUCGACGCCUCGGUUCUAAACAAGAUUUUAAUUAGUUGCCAAUCGAAAACCUCCCCCAUCAUGAUCGAUUUAAAAAAGCUGCACCAGAUUCUCUACGAGGAGCUUAAAACUCUGCAGGGUACGGCCGUCAUGGGUCAAAUACAACAAAUCACCCAGGAAAUACCCAAGGUUUUAAAGUACGCCCUAGAGUUGAACAAAAGAUCUGAACAGUCGGCGGCUGUGGUGCAAUUUGUGAACGGUUGGAGGCAGGUUAUCGAGGUGUUGGUCAACUACAUGCCACCGGAAGUUUUGAACUCCACCGAGCAGCAAUUGGUGUGCAUAUUCAUGAUCAGCAACCUCUUGAGGGCCAUAGUGAAGUCCUACCUGCUCCCGGAAGUGUCCAGGCUGCUUUCCGGCGCCAUCCUACUGAUGAUGGACACCUUGAAAAGUUGUUACACUCGCGAGCAGAAGCUGAAGAAGUUCAUGUCCCCGGAGGACAUCGAUAACGACGCGAACGUCCUCCAGUUGUACACUGGAACGUUGAGGGGGAUUCUGGAGAAUCUCAUAGAGUGGAUCAUGGUUUCGGAUGUGGUGGAUGGCGAGCUGAGAAUCAACUUGUACGCAACCUUGGUGACGUUCUUGCAGUUCACCAGGACAUCGGAGAAAGUGAAACAGGAGGAUUUCUCGAUUAAUUGCAGUAUGUACGUUAGUAGAUUGGAUAGCUCGCGUUUGAACGUCAAGGAUCAAGAUUUGUGCCCGCAAAUCGACAUUUUCUCGACUUUUGGGGAAAAGUUGAUCGAAAUAUUGUGCCAUGACUGCAUUGGGGGGCAGGAAAUAUGCAAAAUGUUGGCAAUGUCGAGUUUCAGUCAUCUAUUGACGCUAUCCGGUAACAUCAACUGGAUUCUCUACAUGUCCGGGAAAGGUUACUUGAAACACAUAAUUCAAAGUAUUUUGGAUAGCGAUACGGAUUUGAGGAACAUGUUGGAACCGAACUCGGACAACAUCAAACCUCUUUAUUUGUAUCUGGCGAAAAUUUUACUUCUAGCAAGGCUUGCCAGUACCAGAGCAGGUGCGGAAUUACUGUUGGAACAAAGAUUAUUCUCAUGCUUCAGUAACAUGACGGUCUUCAGUCUGCAUCCGGAAAUAUCCAAGAAUUGGAGGGGGGUUAAUGAAGCGCUGGAAGACUUCCUACCGCCCAUGGAGCAGCAGUAUCUGGAAAUAUUUUUGCCAACCUUGGAUAUCUGUAAUAUCAUCCUUACCAGUCUCGGCACGGAAAAUCAAUCCGCCGUCGUACAGAUUAUGUACUAUUUACUCAGCCAUUUGGACAUCAUCGAGUUGAUUUUAAGAUCCGGACAUCCAGAUCUAUCCGCCAUGUCGCUGAAAGAGUUAUCACUAUUAACUUUCGUCCUGUCUAGAACCGCCAAUAACGACCUAAUCAACGUUUUGGAGAACCCCAAUAUAGUUCACAACAAUAGAGCCCAACUAUACCGAAUCCAAAAACUAAUGCUCGGCCUACUACCGAAAUUCAUCCUCUCCGAAGAUACCGUCAAACGAUUAAUGACGAUCACGGAUAGAAGCGUUUUGCUUCAAACGUCAGACCGUCUCCUAUACGCAAUGCAGAUUAUGUCGAAUCUGCUCUGCUACUCGCGCAACAUAGUGGCCAAUCACGGCAUAGAGCACAGCGGAGUGGGGGUAAUUUUCACCCCGACCUUGAACGACCCGCUGCUGACGUCGAACAGGCUCAGGAAUUACUCCAGCACCAAUCAGGAGCAGGAACAGCAAUCGUUGGGCGUUAUAGUGCAACAGUUGAUGAGUACGGUCAACUAUCAGCACCAAGAGAAGGUGACGUACGAUAUGUUGGUGCGCAAGCUGUCGGAAAUAGCCGACAUGAAGUCUGGUGAUCUCAGGCAGUUCAUAGAUGAGUCGAUGGAAAUGAGCGACUUGUCGGCGAAGAAAGAGAAGGCUUAUGAAGUCAUUUCCGAUAGGUUGGAAAAGAAGAAGAAGGAGAUGGAGUACUGUUCCUUUAUAAUCGAGAACUCCUUGUAUUUGAUAUGGACUCAUUUGGAUUACUAUAUGCUUAAGGCCAUACCAAAGCCCAAAACAUAUGGAUAUCUCAACUCAAACGCCAAUUUAACUGCUGAUUCCACUUUAGCAUCAGCCUCUGAAGCCACAUGGAAGGUGUCCACUGAUGUUAUAAGCGAUCUAAAGCAAGGCUUAGUUUCGCUUUUUAACGAUAGUUUUAGUAAGCAACUUCUGGAGACUGCCCAGGGUCAAUCGGAAUCAGAUGUGGGUCUAAUUGAAGCAUUACUAAGAAAAAUUAAACGUUUAGUACAGUUUGUGCCUGUAAAGUAA
Messenger RNA from Brassicogethes aeneus, 5802 nucleotides. NCBI's taxonomy places the organism in Eukaryota, Metazoa, Arthropoda, Insecta, Coleoptera, Nitidulidae. The record is from the annotation of a GenBank genome assembly.